Molecule: messenger RNA, 1598 nt
Organism: Malus domestica (apple)
Lineage: Eukaryota; Viridiplantae; Streptophyta; Magnoliopsida; Rosales; Rosaceae
Product: protein FEZ-like
Biological process (GO): regulation of DNA-templated transcription
Molecular function (GO): DNA binding
Source: RefSeq, a predicted model, not a curated record
UUUUUCUUGGUAGCUGUUCUUAUAAGAGUUGAAACCCUCAGCUUCAGCUAUACCAAAAUAGUGAUUUUCGUGCAGACCUACUUCUCUCCAUUUUAGUCACCCUGAAGGGGCGGCCGAAGCUCCGGAUUCAGAUUCCUCCUCUGGUAGCACAUAAUAUAUAGCUUUGGAUGAAGUAAGUAGUGAGUUUUAAAUCUCAAGUGCUUUCAAGAACUAGCUAGAAGUGCUUAUCCAAAAAGUUUAAGCUGUUCCACUAUUUUAUAGAGAUAAUAUUUCUUAAGACUUUGAGAAGGAGAAGUAUGGAGGAGAAGAACGAGAUGGAAAGGGUUGAUGAUGUGAUAUUACCUGGUUUUCGGUUUCAUCCGACAGAUGAGGAGCUUGUAGGGUUUUACCUUAAGAGAAAAAUCCAACAGAGGCUUCUUCCUAUUGAGCUGAUUAAGCAAGUUGACAUUUAUAAAUAUGAUCCGUGGGAUCUUCCGAAGCUGGCAAGUACCGGGGAGAAAGAGUGGUACUUCUACUGCCCGAGGGACCGAAAAUACCGGAACAGCGCUAGACCUAAUCGAGUCACAGGAGCCGGGUUUUGGAAGGCUACCGGAACAGACCGGCCUAUCUAUUCUUCCGAAGGCACCAAGUGCAUAGGGUUAAAGAAGUCCCUUGUGUUCUACAGAGGCAGAGCUGCUAAAGGGAUCAAAACUGACUGGAUGAUGCACGAAUUUCGGUUACCUUCUCUCUCAGAUUCAGCUCCACCAAAAAAGCUCUUAGAUAAAAGCCUCCCUCCAAAUGAUUCAUGGGCAAUUUGCAGGAUUUUCAAGAAAACAAACUCCAUGGCACAGAGAGCACUUUCUCACUCUUGGGCCUCUCAGUUUCCAGAGCCUACAGCGUCUAAUUUAUUCACUCAGCAGUUCAGCUCGGAGAACAUGUCCUGCACAACUGACAUGGGAUCAACCAUGCAGUUUUGGAACAACAAUGACUUGCAACAACCAUCUAACACAAGCUUCUCUGCCUUUGAUACUCUUCCUUACAAACCAAUCAACCCUACCGAGUCGAAACCCUCCAUGUUUGAUGGAGAGUUUCCCAAUGGCUUCAUGUUCUCACCGGUCGAAAUGUCAGGACCUAUGAAUCCUGCAUUAAUCGGCGAUUUGAGCAACCCCGCUGGGAGCAUAGACUUUGAUGGUUCACAGCAGCAGUUCACCGGCUUUUCGAUCGGUUUGCAGCAGCAGGAUCAGUUGCAAGGAAACAUAGGGACAUCAGAAAAUGAAGGGGGGUUCAGGAAGAACGUGAGUAGUAGCAGUACAAGCCAUUGGGGAACCAGCAGCAUCAGAUCAAUUGGAUUUCCAUUCAGUUUGGCUUCAGAUGAUGAGGCUUGGAAGCCAACUCUGCCUUCUGAUUCACCACCCUGUCCUAGUAGCUAUUCUACAAACAAGUGCUACACUUGAUUCGAUUCAUUUGCAGACGAGAAAAUAUUUGGUAGGGCUGCCUAAUUAGGGCAACUUUCUAAGAUAGAGAAAUCUUAUACUUUUAUAAAAGGUGUUUGCACAUGUCGUGAGCUGGGCACCCCUACCCAAGUUUUUCUCCUCUCGUGGUUUACCCGUUGUAAUGAU